Messenger RNA from Stylophora pistillata, 1763 nucleotides. RefSeq lists its product as uncharacterized. The record is from RefSeq and is a predicted model, not a curated record. NCBI's taxonomy places the organism in Eukaryota, Metazoa, Cnidaria, Anthozoa, Scleractinia, Pocilloporidae.
UCGAACUCGAAAAAGUCGUAACCCGAGGAUUUUCAGUGCUAAGUUCAAAAUUUGUCGACCAAAUUUUCAAGAGGAUGAAUGACUUUUUGAAAGGAACUUCUUUCGUGAUUAUAGUGGCAGUUUUACACAUUCAAACAGAGGGCUUAGACAUUGGAAAAUGUUCUUUAAGCAGUUUUACAAAUGGAGGGAUGGCCUGUCAACGGGCAAUGAUGAUUGAGCUAAAGCUGGACCCCUCAAUGUCUUGCAGCCGUGGGCGCAGUGAACUCCAAACAUGCGUUCGAAAGCACGUAGAUGGUUGCGUAAAAGACGAUAGUCUUCUGAAAGACAUGGCCGGUCAGAUCACCGAUUUGAUGCUCUUGUAUGCGUACAACUGUGGGGACGAAAAAGUGGAUACAAGUAAUAUUGGUUCGUUCUUGUGGCUUAUCACAAAAUGCGUACCAGAACGUCUGAAGAAAGCUUACGAGUGCUGGAGAGAUUUCCACUCCGUGUUUAGUCAAUCAAGAAAUAACGUUUCUAAUGCAUGCGGGCCUUACGCUAAAGCAAAAGAGGACUGCAACGAGGUCGCCAGGGCAGCAUGUGAAGGACUCUGCGAUUACCUGGAAAAAGACAAUUACAACCCUUUCUGUGCUCCUGAUUUCAAAGACCCGGUUAGCGACACCAACCAGUCAGCUUGCAUGGAUCUUUACGCUAAACUGGAAUGCCCCAUCUGGCUCAUUUAUGAAGAGGCGAUGGAAUGCGAACAUGAAGGGGCUACUAAAUUCGCAAAUGAAGGUGAUCAUACCUGUAGUAAAGAGAACAAGAGGAAAAGACAAUGCCUGGAAAAGAGACUGGGCACUUGCAAGACAACCAUGAAAAACAUGGAUGAUACAGUAAAAGCUCUUGAAGCGACUUUGACCAAUGAGCGUUUGUUUUGCAACAACGUGAGCUUGGACACGAGUGAGCUGCAUCUUAGUGUGCUACCCCUUGUGGACUGUGAUGACGAGUUCUUUUACGAGGCAGAAAAAUGCGCUGUAUCUUUCCGUAAUACCUAUCAAACUUCAACAGCGGCGGACCGACAGAGCGGAGUAACUUGCAGCGUUUACAUGAAUGAUUAUCAGGAAGCCAGAGAGUGUAUCAACAAGAAUCGAAAAAUUCACUGCAAUUUCCAACAGGAAGUUCUCGACACCACCGCCAUAAUAAAGAAUCCCUUCUGUUCUCAUAGUAACACCAAACAUUCAAGUGCAUUGCCUCAGUUGAUUGUCAGCUUUGCGUCGCUCCUUCUAUUUCAUUCUGUAAAAUAAAUGCACCCCUCUGCCUCUCGUUUUAUGAAGCUGGGUCAGUGGUUUUUGCACACCCUGCUGAACUUAUAGGCAAAGGGAAAGGUGCAACCAUUGCACAACUACAUAGAAUCUAGAACUGCUUCAAGACAGUACGAGAUACUAGCCGAAAACGAUACAACACAAACUUACGAGGAUACAAUUUAUCUUUUAACAAAAAAUAAUGGAAAAUGUUGCGAAAUAUUCCGUUUCUUCCCAUGCACUCUCUCUGUUUUAAUUCGUACGGUUUUCAUGUAGGUCCUUAACCGUCCGUAGCGUAAGUCGAAACUUUCGACGCAUGAUUGAUCAUUCAGUUUCAGUCAUUCGGGUGGAGUUGAGCUUCAUUGUUACUAGAUACUCGUCGACCUGGGUGCGUGUACGAAUAUUUUUUGAAACUACGAAGAUAUUUCCGAUUAUCUGACUUCUUACUGCUAAUAUAGAAUCCCCUCGAACUAUAGAGACCAUAGC